Photinus pyralis (common eastern firefly) is the source of this 3064-nucleotide messenger RNA. RefSeq lists its product as uncharacterized. Bases 137 to 1789 code for a protein of 550 amino acids. NCBI's taxonomy places the organism in Eukaryota, Metazoa, Arthropoda, Insecta, Coleoptera, Lampyridae. Gene Ontology annotation, molecular function: diacylglycerol O-acyltransferase activity; long-chain-alcohol O-fatty-acyltransferase activity. Gene Ontology annotation, biological process: triglyceride biosynthetic process. Gene Ontology annotation, cellular component: plasma membrane. The transcript is spliced from 5 exons. The record is from RefSeq and is a predicted model, not a curated record.
ACUCACUAAAAUACGUAAUUUUAAAUAAAUCGGGUAAAAAUCCAAUAAGCGUUUAGGUGAUCUAAUUAGCACUCCAUUAAGCGGGCCAUUACUUGUAUUGUGGCAGUUUAAUGCCAUCUUCGUAUGUUAAGUGAUCAUGGGUGAUCUUAAUGUGGCUGUUUUUACUUUCGUGGUUUCGUUCAUAAUUUUGUUAUUAAACACUAUAGAAAUCAAGAGACAAACUAAAUCGAAGAGGGAUGUGUUCUUAUUUGUGGUAUUUGUUCCGGUAACGAUAUUGAUUAUAUUACUAUCCGCUGUGCUGUAUCCAAUUCUAAUGAGCUAUCGGAUGAUAAUAUCGAUAAUUUUGCGUCGGAAGUACGGAGACAAAUUUUGUGGGCUCGUGCGUGGACUGGACGUGGUAAGUGCUACUCAAACGAUGAAACAAAACACCAUCACUGCGGUAGUUUUGUUUGAAACUGAUACGGAGACCAGCACCGAGUCAAUUCGUGAGUUCUUGAAUAAAGUAGUGACAGAUACCAUAAUGCAGAAUGAAACGCAUUUGGGUAAAUUACUCACAACCCUUGACACUUUUUCUGGGUACAAAUUUUUAAAAAAGACCAACAUUCACAUGCACGAAUGCAUACGUAGAUUACCGACAAUUGAUGGCGAACUGAAUAAUGACUCAUUAAAGAAAUUGAUUAGUCACUGGUAUUUUGAACCAUUUAAUGGCCCACUGCUGUGGGAUGUCGCCUUUGGAACACAACCACUCCAACAGAAAGACAACGGAAGCAGUAAGAAGUGCUAUCCCCUAGUACUACGCGUUCACCACGUUGUAUCUGAUGGUAUUACCAUUUUGAAAUUUUUCGUCGGACUCUUAACCGACAAGUUAAACAACUCAAACCCCUCGACUUUCGAGAAGUACGUCAAAACCGAAGAAAUUAAAUUCGCAACACUUCUCCAUUAUGUCUACUUUAUUCUGCAAAUAAUCGUAUAUUUUCCCACCGCCUUGUAUUCCAUGGUGGUACUAAAAUGCCAUGAUCACAAUGAACUUCAUGGAAAAGCACUCAGCAAUAACGAAAAGGUGGCCUAUACUCUCGAUGAAAAUGGGACGUACUUUCAAAAAGUCAAGAAAAUUAGGAAAUACACUAACGCAUCGGUUCCCGAAAUUGUGCUCGCUGCGUUUAGCGAAAGUAUGAAGGAGCACUUCAUAAAGUACCAUAAAAGCUGCCCAAAUGAUAUAACCCUAACACUUCCAGUAGUGCAAAACUAUACGGAAUUAAAAACUAUACAACCUGGUCUGGAUGUCAGUGACAUUCACUUGAACAAUAGGUUUAUUAUACUGUGCCUGAAGGUACCGUUCUUUGUCGAAAACGAUGAAUUUGACGAAAAUAUGCCAGUUCUCAGUAAACUAAGUGCGAUUAGAAGGCUGGUGGACGUAAUGAAGACAUCGGUUGAAGUGCCGGUGUCCAAAAUAGUUUUCCACUAUUUCUUUGGAGCACUUCCAACGUCGUGGGUACGUCACAUAUGUGGUCAUAUCAACAGCACCGUAUGCGUGAGCCUAAUACCAGGACCACCAAAGAUUUUCUUUAACGAUGGAGUCUUCAGUGUGCGGGAUAUUAUAUUUUGGAGCCCUCACUUGCUGGGUCUCGAUUUAAUGUUCGGAUCGCUAUCCUAUGAUGAUAGGUUAGUUUUGUCGUUCAAUUGUGACGCUGUCUAUAUGGCCGAUCAGUCCAUUGCACAGGAAGUGUUGGAAAAUACAUAUAAGUACAUGGACUUAUUGGAAGAUGAACUGCAGCUGCAUCAAAAGUGAUUUAAUCAAUAUCAGCUUGGACAUAUUAUCAUGACUCAUGAGUGUUAAAAAGUGGGACCAGAUGCUUUCGUUUAUAUUAUCUGUAGGUACUUUUGCAGGGUUAGGUAUAGAAACAAAACAGCUCUACGUUUUAAGGGACAUCGUUUACUAUGAAUUAUCUAACCACGUGAUUCUUUAGACACUAAAAUUUUAAUUAGUUAAAUGAUCCGUUCUGAAUUUGGGAUAUUGCAAAGAUGACUUUCUCUGUCGCACAGUUCAAAAUUUCAGAAGUUUUGGUCCCUACGUCAGUACCUAAGUGAAAAUACUGCUGUUUCGUUUGUUUAUACCACUCGCUGUAGGUAUAGGUAUAUGCUUAGAACUACUGUUCAUUUUUAAAAUUUAGUAAUAAUAAUAAUAAUAAUGGUCAUUUAUUGAAGGAUAACACUGUAUGCACAUACUGAUAAACAGAAUUCGUUACUAUUACACACAUUUGUGUGAAAAUAGAUCAAAAUCUCCUAUCAUUAACGACAAUCGAUGAAUUUAUUUUAUUAGAUUGAAAUGAUUAGAUUUUCUAUUGUAUAACAGUACCUAUCUACUGGUAACAGUAACAGUAGCGUCAAUUUCAUUUAGACUGUGAAGCCGCUAACCAUUACCAGACACCACAAAGGAGGAAUGGUGUACUUAACCCCAGAUACUAUGGCACCGAUAAAUGGUAUGUAAACAACGCGAUGAUCUGCAGAUCGUCAGGGAAAUAAACGAGUUGUUUUGCCUAAUUGCUCAUAGAUGUGUUUAAACUAAAUGAUUUAUCGUGUUUUUCGUUUGUAUUUAUGAUGUCUCUUGUGUUUCGUUCUUGUUGAUUUAUUGCAUUUGAUUCGAUACUUACCUGAUUGUUAAUGUAGGUAAUGAGGUGUUUCAUUUGUAUGUUUUUUUCCUUUGUAUUUUGUUGUUCUUGUUGUACUCUUGCUUUAUUGAUUUUAUUUGUAUAGGUUAUGCCAUGUUAUAUUCUUCUUGGGUGACUUUUGAAAACUUUGUAAAACUCUUAAAAAUUCAAAAAUUGAUAUAUAUAUUUUCAACGUCGAACGCUCAAAGGUUUUUGCAAAAGGUUAGGAGCUCUUAAAAUGUGUUAAGGCUCUUAAGGAAGAAAGAGACUAUAACACUUUUAGGUCACUCUUGGAGCCUGCAUAGAGAUUAUUUGCGACUAACGGGUGUACACGACUUUUAAUCACAAACAAAAGCUUUUAUAGUAUAUUGGAAGACAAGUGUUACAAUGCGACCUAUUGUAAUACGACUAUCUUG